GGUGGUGGAGGAGGGAGUCCCGCCAAACUACUAUUACUAAUAUUGUACAGGGAACACUCGGGACAGAAGUGUAUUAGUGGGUUUCAAGCCUUCUAAGAACGUGCCCGACUAGACCAGUGAUGCAUUCGGGACAAGUGAACCAUUGAGCAUUGGCAAAAAAAAAAGUUGGAGGUGAAGCGUGACGUGGAAGUGAGGUGUCAGAGUCAUUGAACCGGUUUGCAUAUGCUGGCCUUGGAGGUGCACUAAUCCCAAUGUCAUAGGCCUCGUUCAAAAUGAGCGCCCAAGGGAGCGGUAAACGGAAGAGUCCAUCGCUCGGGGUGGAUCUGGUCGAGAGUGACCCGGAACACGAUGAUGACCUGGACAUCCUGGUCGAGUCGACGGACUCGAUCUCGGAUUUGAGGGCUUCAUGUGGCUCCUCGGAGCGAACCCCGAGUGCCUCGGAGGACAACGAAAUCCUGGACUAUGACUCGGUUUCCAGUCCAGGCGGCUCCUCGACGGCGUCUGGACCGAUUUAUAUCCGACCUCCGGGAUUUGAUCACCACGCCCACGAGAUUACGUGUGGUUCUGAGAAGGGUGGUGGGACACAAAGAAAUGGGAGUGGUUCUUCGGCAGUGGGUGUGACGAGAUCCAACUCAGUGCUCUCUCGGCACGCGUUCACCUCAUCCGGGGGUGUGGUGGUGAAGAAGAAGAAAGGACUUCUAAGUGCGGAUUUUAAGGGAGCCGAUGCCCUAGGAAGUGGAGGUGUUCUGGGGAAGAAAAAGAUCGAGGGCGUGGCCAUCCUACCUACCCGACAAAAAUCUCGAAAAGAACCGUUGCCCAUGAAACAGAGGGCGUUGCCGCAAUCGUUUUGGCAACAGCCCAACAACGCCAAUCCUCAGCCACCGGGCAUAGUUUGUGCCGCAUUGCCUCCUCUACCCUUAGGAGGGGACGACAUGGGGGACAUGACGCCAGUGGAGGAGGUGACCCACGGGUUCUUUGCCAUGAACAGUCCUUCUAGUGCUAACAGUUUUACGCCUCGGGACUAUGUCUCUUCUACCAGUCAAGAAGGAGCGCCCGGGGCGCCAACAGGGUUACCAAACAGUCCAAUGGCGUCAUCCACAUCCUCCUCUUUGAAGCGCGGAGAGCGUGUCAUUUCAGCUGCCAACACGGAUCUUCUGUUCUCGUUGUUCAACUCGGUUGAGGAAGAAGAAACCCAGCGGAGAAUUCACGUGGUCCGAAGGGGAAGGCCCAAAAAGUCGACCACCAAUGGUUCUCACGUGCCCUUGGCCAAAGUGGCUCGGGAGGACGACCCGUGCCUGAACAGUGUCAAUGUGGAAUCCAUCUUGCCCCUUCUUCCUGAUCGAGGAGCGAGUUCCCACCAUUCUUCAUCAGGUCCCGGAUCCAAUGGAUCCACUUCUUCAACGGCUUUCAAAGGAUCUCAAGGAACACAAGUGAUACGGAUAAUGUCGAUAUCCAGCGGAGAUCGAUCGGUUGAGCUGCCUUCCUUGAAUGUGGAGCACAAUUAUCCUCAUCUCUUGUCGGAAUUGGUCAUGAAAUUGUGAACAAAUCCGUCGCUUCAUGUCUCCAUCCCACCCAGCUCCAAUUGUGAUAUUACUAGCUCUAUUCCCCGGUCCAAAAUGAGGCAAAUACGGCUAAGUCGCCUUUGGCCCAUUUUGGGUGGGUGGCCAUCAAAUUGUACAGUUUCGGAAUAACGUUUACCAGUACAGUGUCUCUACUUUGUAUGCUAUUGCACUCCAUUUGUCAGAUCUAAAGUCCACCUUGCCUCCGGCUCUUAGUAAGGCCUUUUACUAAGAAUGUAGUGCUUGCCCUAUGCCAACGAGAACGAGGAGAAUCGAAAGAUUACGAGUCAGAUCUUUCCUGGAUUUUUAGAAAGAAAAUUCAGGCCAAAGUGAUUAAGCCACUCAUGCGUUCGGCUCUUUUCUUCAAAUUCAGUUGUUCCUGUUAGCAUUAUUCUGUCCGAAGCAUGUAUAUUAUUGUGAACGCACAAAAUGAAUAAGAUAUACUUAUAUGAAAACCAAAUACAAAUAUUGCUAAUGA
Molecule: messenger RNA, 2037 nt
Organism: Tigriopus californicus
Lineage: Eukaryota; Metazoa; Arthropoda; Copepoda; Harpacticoida; Harpacticidae
Exons: 5
Coding region: 273-1541 (422 amino acids)
Source: RefSeq, a predicted model, not a curated record